Molecule: messenger RNA, 1524 nt
Organism: Acanthosepion pharaonis
Lineage: Eukaryota; Metazoa; Mollusca; Cephalopoda; Sepiida; Sepiidae
Source: the annotation of a GenBank genome assembly
AUGCAGCCCAAAGAUGUAAAGGCCGUACGGGGCACUUCAGUUGUGCUCCAUUGUGGUGCUAAUGGCAGAAACCGAAACCGUGAACCACCGACAAUAACUUGGCUUAAAGGAGGAGUCACCUUGGAUUAUACCAACAGAACCUAUGAAGUGGUUGGCACUGGAAGUUUGCACAUUUCUCAUGUAGAGGAAACAAACAACGGAAUAUACACAUGCCGUGCUAGCAACAUGGAAGAUUCAAUUGAUGCUCAAGCGACAGUGACUGUCCUCGUUCCACCCGAAUUCAGAAAGAAGCCUAAAAAUGUAUUUGCUCACGUGACCUCUGAAGUGACCCUGGAAUGUGACAUCUAUGGUGUGCCUACACCAGAGAUAUUUUGGAUGAAGGAUGGAAAGAAAAUUGUUGCUGAUGACUACUUCCAAAUUGUAGAUCACAAGAACCUUCGAAUCCUUGGUCUUCUGGAGAGGGACCAGGGUCUGUACCAGUGUUUCGGUAGUAAUGACCUGGGCAGUGUCCAGGCAAGUGCACAGUUAGUCAUCUUGCAGAAAACUCCAAUAUCUUUUUGCUGUCUUGCUGAUUUUGUUUCUCUCUCUAUCUACUUCACUGGCCUCUCUUUCUCUCACUCUCUUCUUUUCCUUUCCUUUUUUUAUACUGUACAAAUAAAUUUGAUCUCUCUCUCUCUCUAUCUCUCUCUCUCUCUAUCUAUCUCUCUCUCUCUAUCUAUCUCUCUCUCUCUAUCUAUCUCUCUCUCUCUCUAUCUCUAUCUAUCUAUCUCUAUCUAUCUAUCUAUAUCUAUCUCUAUCUAUCUAUCUCUCCCUAUCUAUCUCUAUCAUCUAUCUCCCAUCUAUCCAUCUCCAUCCAUCUCCAUAUCCAUCUAUCUCAUCUAUCCAUCUCCAUCCAUCUAUCUCAUCCAUCUAUCUUAUCUAUCCAUCUCCAUCUAUCUCUAUCCAUCUAUCUAUAUCUCAUCUAUCUAUCUAUCUCAUCCAUCUAUCUAUCUAUCUAUCCAUCUAUCUCUCCAUCCCCAUCUAUCUCCAUCCAUCUAUCCCAUCCAUCCCCAUCCAUCUAUCAUCUCAUCCCCAUCUCUAUCUCUCUCUAUCCAUCUAUCCCUCCAUCCAUCUAUCCAUCUAUCUCUCUCUCUAUCUCAUCUAUCUAUCUCUCUCUCUAUCCCCAUCUCCAUCUAUCUCUAUCUCUCUCCAUCUCUCUCUCUCUCUAUCUCAUCUCUCUCUCUCUAUCUCUAUCUCUAUCUCAUCUAUCUCUCUCUCUAUCUAUCUCUCUAUCUCUCUCUCUCUCUCUCUCUAUCUCUCUCUCUCUAUCUCUCUAUCUCUCUCUCUAUCUCUCUCUAUCUCUCUCUCUCUAUCUCAUCUAUCUCUCUCUAUCUAUCUAUCUCUCUCUCUCUCUCUAUUGAGCCAUCUAUAUCUCUCUCUCUAUAUCUAUCUAUCUAUCUAUCUCUCUAUCUCUAUAUCUAUCUAUCUCUCUAUCUAUCUAUCUCUCUCUCCCAUAUUGAGCCAAUAAUGGCUGCAUAUUGGUAA